Molecule: messenger RNA, 3261 nt
Organism: Choloepus didactylus (southern two-toed sloth)
Lineage: Eukaryota; Metazoa; Chordata; Mammalia; Pilosa; Megalonychidae
Gene: QRSL1
Product: glutaminyl-tRNA amidotransferase subunit QRSL1
Exons: 11
Coding region: 108-1694 (528 amino acids)
Biological process (GO): mitochondrial translation; glutaminyl-tRNAGln biosynthesis via transamidation
Cellular component (GO): mitochondrion; glutamyl-tRNA(Gln) amidotransferase complex
Molecular function (GO): glutaminyl-tRNA synthase (glutamine-hydrolyzing) activity
Source: RefSeq, a predicted model, not a curated record
GCUCAAUGACGUUCAAAGAUGGCUGCGCCCAUGUACCGGUAACAGCUGUUGUCUUUUUUCCCUCCUUGUCACCUGGUCCCUGUGGUAGCUGACUGAGCACAAAGACCAUGCUGGGCCGGACCCUCCGAGAAGUUUCUGCAGCACUGAAACAAGGGCAAACUACUCCAACAGAGCUCUGUCAAAAAUGCCUAACUCUUAUUAAGAAGACCAAGUUUCUAAAUGCUUAUGUUACUGUAUCAGAGGAGGUAGCCUUAAAGCAAGCUGAAGAAUCAGAAAAAAGAUAUGAGAAAGGUCAAUCACUUGGAGAUUUAGAUGGAAUUCCUGUUGCAGUAAAAGACAACUUUAGCACAUUUGGCAUUGAAACAACAUGUGCAUCAAACAUGCUGAAAGGUUAUGUACCACCUUAUAAUGCUACAGUAGUUCAGAAGUUGUUGGAUCAGGGAGCUCUACUUAUGGGAAAAACAAAUUUAGAUGAGUUUGCUAUGGGAUCUGGAAGCACAGAUGGUGUAUUUGGACCAGUUAAAAACCCUUGGAGUUAUUCAAGGCAAUAUAGAGAAAAGAGGAAGCAGAAGCACCCUGACGAGCAUGAAGAUUCAAACUGGUUAAUAACUGGAGGAAGCUCAGGCGGUAGUGCAGCUGCCGUAUCAGCAUUCACAUGCUUUGCGGCAUUAGGAUCAGAUACAGGAGGAUCAACCAGAAAUCCAGCUGCUCACUGUGGGCUUGUUGGUUUAAAACCAAGCUAUGGACUAGUUUCCCGUCAUGGUCUCAUUCCCUUGGUGAAUUCCAUGGAUGUGCCAGGAAUCUUAACCAGAUGCGUGGAUGAUGCGGCAGUUGUCUUGGGUGUACUGGCUGGACAUGAUCCCAAAGACUCUACUACAAUACAAGACCCUGUUAAACCAUUUAUGCUUCCCAGUUUGACAGAUGUGAGCAAACUAUGUAUAGGAAUUCCAAAGGAAUAUCUUGUCCCAGAAUUAUCAACUGAAGUACGGUCUCUUUGGUCCAAAGCUGCUGACCUCUUUGAGUCUGAGGGGGCUAAAGUAAUUGAAGUGUCCUUGCCCCACACAACUUAUUCAAUUGUCUGCUAUCAUGUAUUGUGCACAUCGGAAGUGGCAUCGAAUAUGGCAAGAUUUGAUGGACUAGAAUAUGGUCACAGAUGUGACGUUAAUGUGUCUACUGAAGCCAUGUAUGCUGCAACCAGACGAGAAGGGUUCAAUGAUGUGGUGAGAGGAAGAAUUCUCUCAGGAAACUUUUUCUUAUUAAAAGAAAACUAUGAGAAGUAUUUCAUAAAAGCACAGAAAGUGAGGCGGCUCAUUGCCAAUGAUUUUGUGAAUGUUUUUAACUCAGGAGUGGAUGUCUUGCUAACUCCUACUACCUUAAGUGAGGCAGUACCAUACUUGGAGUUCAUGAAAGAAGACAACAGAACCCGAAGUGCCCAGGAUGAUAUUUUUACACAGUCUGCAAAUAUGGCAGGACUGCCAGCAGUGAGCGUCCCUGUGGCCCUUUCAAGCCAGGGGUUGCCAGUAGGACUGCAGUUUAUUGGACGUGCAUUUUGUGACCAACAGCUUCUGACAGUUGCCAAAUGGUUUGAAAAACAAGUACUAUUUCCUGUUAUUCAACUUCAAGAACUAAUGGAUGAUUGUUCAGCAGUCUUUGAAAAUGAAAAGUUAGCUUCUGUUUCUCUACUAAAACAGUAGUGAUGAAAACAUCAUGCAAAUUAAAAUGAUUCAUUAAAGCUUUUAUCCUCUAGGGAAGUCAAGUGAUAAUGCUAAAUUCUUGUAAUUAGUUUCAUUGUCAACAUACCCAUUCCUUGGGAUCACUUUUUUAAAUUCUUGUGAUACAAGUUAAUUUAUUAUAAAUAAUCUGUCAGUCAUCAUUUAUUAAGCCUCCCCUAAGUGCGAAGUACAGACUUUGUACUGUAGCACAAUUUGUAUGUUCAUGAAAAAUGAUGCAUUUUGUAAAAUUGUGCAUUACAAAGAAAAAGGUUUACGUUAAAAAAAAAAAAGUUCGGGAGUUAACCUCUCAAAACUCGUGCAUCUUUGUAACAAGAGCGCUAACAAAAACAAUAAUUCACACCUCCAGCGAUAAUCCUGACCCCCAAGGUAGGCCAUCAGCUUGUGGUAGAGGCUGCCCCAGGGGAUGUUAAAAAUGAACAAAAACAAUACAAUAGAAAUGUUAGCUUCUGGGUGCUGAGCAAAGCAGAUGGAGGAGGCACUCUGUUCACAGGAGGAAGUACAACCUGCUGGGGACCCAGAGUCACGAACGACUGGGGGUUUGCCUCUCUGGGGAGAAGUCCCAGGUGCAGGCGCGCCUUUUAUUUCUUUAAAAUUAGAGCUGAAAUGACUGAGGGUUUUUUUCUUUUCCUGUUAAAAUUUUAUUUCUGGUAUUCUAGACCUUCCUGCCAAGGAGUCAGAAUAAACUUCCGUGUUACCCUGAGUUCAUUCUCCUAUUUACUGAUUGCAAAAUGAGCUGAUUGACACCAUAGAAACAUUUGUUGUAAUCUAACAGACCAUACUGGAAACAGUGGAUGUUUUAGUGAGAGAAGUUGGAGAUACACAAAUAAUAUACAAUCUGAGAAACUUGGAGAUAAUUUGGUGAGGGUGGCAAAGGAAGGAAGCCCAUGGCAGGGUCCUCCUUCUCCCAGAUUCUCUAUUCUCCCUAGUUUCCUUACCUUCUUAACUUUCUUUGCAAGUGCUCCCUAUUUGGGCCCAUUGCACCCAAAGAGACAUGAACGGGGAGCUGUAUUCUAUUAUCUCAUGUUGAUUAGGCAUUCUGAUUUGGCUCUUCUAUACUAGUAAUCCAUAGGAGUAGGAAGCUGAAUUAUUAUUUAGUGAAUUCACUUGUUUAAUAAGAAAAAUCUUUGAAACAUGAUAUAUAUGAGAGAAAAAUAAUAAAAGGGGCAGAACCUCUGCAAUGAUGCAUCAUAGAAUUUGACCUGCUUGUGUUUGCACAUUAUAAGACAAAACUUAUUAGAUUUACUUUUCAUUAACAGUUUGUCUCCUGCUUAGAAUCCUCCCACUCAAUGUAAUAAACUUUACAUAAAUCUUGAUGUGCCACACUCACCCAUAUUAUAAAUUUUGACCCUGAAUCCCUGUAAGAGGAAGAGAUCCAUAAAAGAUACCACUGAAUGCAUUACUUCAUAACAAAAGGAAGCCAUCUUAGUUGAAGGAGCUAGUAUGAUGUAAAUGGCUAGCAAAUAAGCACAUUUUUGCCAAAGUCUUUUAUUUAUGUGUGUACAAUUUGAAAUUAAAUUUGUUCAAGGAA